Penaeus monodon (black tiger shrimp) is the source of this 1610-nucleotide messenger RNA. Its product is annotated as acetyl-coenzyme A transporter 1-like. Gene Ontology annotation, cellular component: membrane. Gene Ontology annotation, molecular function: acetyl-CoA transmembrane transporter activity. Lineage: Eukaryota; Metazoa; Arthropoda; Malacostraca; Decapoda; Penaeidae. The record is from RefSeq and is a predicted model, not a curated record.
AAAAUUUGGGUCUUUUGCUUGGUAACAGUGAGGAAGGAGGAAGAGCAAAAAAGAGCGUCCGCGGAGCAAAUGACGACCAAGCCAAUAUUUUGUUACUACUUUUCCUUUAUGUGCUGCAAGGUAUUCCCCUGGGAUUAGCGGGUAGCAUACCCAUGAUUCUACAGAAUAGGGCUGUCUCAUAUAAGGAUCAGGCAACCUUCAGCUUAUCUUUCUGGCCCUUCAGCAUUAAGCUGUUAUGGGCGCCCUUGGUAGAUUCAGUUUAUUUCCAAAAAAUGGGCCGAAGGAAAUCCUGGCUGGUGCCUGCGCAAUAUCUUAUAGGUUUCUUUAUGCUGGUUUUGUCAUCGAACAUCAAUACCCUUUUGGGGGAAGGGUCUGAGGAGACCCCAAAUGUGACCAUCAUUACUGCAGUGUUUUUUGCACUGAACUUCCUAGCAGCUACCCAAGACAUUGCAGUUGAUGGCUGGGCUCUAACCAUUUUAUCAAGAGAAAAUGUUGGAUGGGCAUCUACGUGUAACUCGGUUGGCCAGACGGCUGGGUACUUCCUCGGCUAUGUUGUGUUCCUUGCUCUAGAGUCUCGGGACUUCUGCGUCAACUACCUUGGCCAAGCUGACUCCCUUGUGACUCUGCCAGGUUUUCUGUAUUUCUGGGGCAUUGUCUUUUGUGUAACAACAAGUUUGGUUUGGUUGUUAAAACAUGAAAAAGAUGAAUCAGAGGUUGAACUUGAUGAGCCAGAUUUUGGACUAAUAGGCACCUACCAGGUGCUUGGUCGUAUCCUUAGGAUGAAAACUUUGCAGGAUUUGAUCCUUGUGUUACUGACUUGCAAGAUUGGAUUUGCUGCUGCAGACUCCUUGACAGUCCUAAAGCUAACAGAGAAUGGUGUUCCUAAGGACAGAUUAGCCCUCCUGUCCAUCCCCUUGACCCCAGUCCAAGUGUUUCUGCCACUCUAUAUCUCACGCUACACUGCAGGGCCCAAGCCCCUCACUCCCUUUAUUCGUAGUUAUCCUGUCAGACUUCUCUUUGGCCUUGUUUUUGCUGGGCUGGUUUGGGCAACGCCUUGGUUCAAGGAUGAGAAUGGUGUCUACCCUGCCCACUUCUAUGUCAUCAUUAUAAUAGUAUACCUCAUUCAUCAGGUGACUGUGAAUUGCAUGUUUGUGGGCGUGAUGGCAUUCUUCGCUCGCAUCAGUGACAAGAAUGUUGGAGGGACGUACAUGACCCUGCUGAAUACUUUCACAAAUCUUGGCGGCAAUUGGCCAUCCUGGAUUGCACUUCGAUAUGUCUCCGAUUUGACGUGGAAGUCCUGUUCUGGGGUCGUAAAUGUGCUCUCUUGUAACAAAGAAAGUGAGAAGCAGGCUUGUGAGGCAGGGGGAGGAACUUGCAAUGUAGAUACCGAUGGAUACUACAUAGAGAGUGCGUUUCUUGUUGUCUUUGGCUUCCUGUGGAUGAAAUGGGGUGUGCCAACCAUUAGAAGAUUACAGGAUCUCCCCAUGUCGGCUUGGGCUGUCAGUCAGCGCUCUGAUUGAUGUGAAAUGAAAGUAAAAAGGUUGUGAUAUAUUUAGUUUAUUGUCAGAUAAUCUUCUGUAAGUCCAGAAUAAUAAAUCAGAAAGUAUUUA